AUGUCCGAGGAGCCUCAGCUUCAGGAGUUCACAUUGAACGAUGAUAACGAACUGCGGUUUGAAGUAAGCUCCUCGAACGAUGUUAUACUUGAACUAUCAGAGGGUAGAGCUGAAAUUUUCGGAACAGAAUUGGAGUCUAUGAAAAAAUACAUUUUUCCAGCCUCGUCGCGAGUAGCCGUUUUUUCCUGGAAAGGUGCUCGACUAGAACUCACAGGACAGACAGUCAGUGCUUAUGUCGCAGAAAGGACGCCAAUGGUAAUUUAUUUGAACACUCAUGCAGCAUUGGAACAGAUAAGACAACACAACGAGGAAGUUUACAAAUCUAAGAGCGAUAAAUCUGAAUUCCCCAAAGGUCCUCGGAUAAUGAUAGUUGGGCCUACUGAUGUAGGGAAGACAACAGUGUGUCGACUUCUUUGCAAUUAUGCUGUUCGUCAAGGCAGAUCACCCAUUUUAGUAGACCUGGAUGUUGGACAAGGUGCCAUCUCUGUUCCCGGUACCAUAGGUGCACUAUUCCUACAACAGACCGCAGACGUUGUAGAAGGAUUUGACCAGUCCAAACCUCUCGUUUAUAAUUAUGGCUAUACCUCUCCAUCGGGCAAUCUACAACUCUAUGAUUCAUUAGUGAAAGAGUUAGCGGAAGAUAUUACUGAGAGAUGUAAACAAAGUAUGGAAGCAAGUAUAGGUGGUUUGGUUAUUAAUACAUGUGGAUGGGUCAAUGGAGAAGGUUAUCAAUGCAUAACGAAUGCAGCAGGGGCUUUCGAAGUUGAUGUUGUUGUUGUGAUUGAUCACGAAAGACUCUAUAAUGAAUUACAGAAAGAUUUGCCGCAGUUUGUUAAAAUUAUCCACCAACCGAAAUCUGGAGGAGUGGAAACGCGCUCGAGCGUCGCACGUAAAUCUCAAAGGAAUAACUCAAUACAUCGGUACUUCUAUGGAACGCGAUCUAACAAAUUCUAUCCGCAUACUUUCGAAAUGUCUUUCUCAGAAAUAAUAUUAUGCAAAAUAGGUACCGACAAGCUGCCUGAUUCUUGUCUACCUUUCGGAGUGAAGCAAGAUGAUCAUCAAACAAAGGUUGUGUUAGUACCACCAUCUGCCGAUCACAUUCAUAGGAUGUUCGCAGUUUCCCCGUGUCCCACCGUUUCUCAGGCGGUGGUUAAGGCUUCUGUUCUCGGUUUUGUGGUUAUCACGGAUAUCAACUUAGAGGAUAAGACAAUGACUGUCUUGAGCCCACAAGCGGCUUUGCCAUGUAAGGUUCUCGUAUGGACAGACGUGAAGUUUAUUGACGAUCAAAUAAAACGAUGA
Molecule: messenger RNA, 1299 nt
Organism: Auanema sp. JU1783
Lineage: Eukaryota; Metazoa; Nematoda; Chromadorea; Rhabditida; Rhabditidae
Source: the annotation of a GenBank genome assembly